AUGGUCUCCGAGGCCGAAGACCCCGAGUGGCUGGUGGGGAGUCUGGACGGUGCCCGUGGCCGCCUUGUCCGCCCAGCGCCGGCCACCAUUGCCAACGCCUCCCGCAUCUCCGACCUCGGCGCCACCACCCGGACAGAGCCCGUCGAGCCACGCGAGAGCCCGUCGUCGCGCUCGCGCGCAGUCUCUACAGACUUUGACCGCGCAGCCGCAGCGUCAGUCAUCGGCGCUCGCGACCCAGGCGCGCCCGCCCGCGCAUCACCUGCCCGCAAGCGCUCGGCGGCCUCGCGCAUCCGCCGCAUGGGAUACCUCCUCAAGCGCGGCGCCCGCUUCAAGUCAUGGCGACGGCGCUGGUUUGUUCUCCAGGGCGGCGUCAUCUACUACUUUUCCUCGGAGCACGCCUUUGACUCGGACGAGCGUGCCCUCGGUCUCAUUCCCGUCGCUGUCUACGCUCACAUCGAGGUCUGCGCCGUCCCGGACGGCUUUGGCUUUGCCCUCGUUCUUCCGGGUGCCCGCACCUACUACCUCGCCGCCGCCACCCGCGAUGAGCGCACGCUGUGGAUUGACGAUCUUCUUGCUCUUGGUCUCACCGUCCUUGACCAUGGGGUUGGAUUUUCUCGCCGUCCGACUCUCCUCUCCGGCGCGAGCGCGGGUUCGGGCUCGGCCGCCGCGCCCGAGCCCCAGCACAUGAUGUCGCACGGCGUCCUCGCGCGGACGCGCUUUGCUUAUGAUGGGACGGGCGUGUUUGUCAGCCCGACUGAGCUGCAGGCUGCGCGCACCAGCGACGCGCCGCACGACAGUGCCAGCUUCAUCUCGGGACCAGACACCAUGCCGUGUGCACUCUCAUUUUCGGUCGGUCGGCUCAUAACCAACGUCGAAAUCUCCACCGACAGCCGGUACGGCUACGGCCGGCUCGACGACGAAGUCGGUUUCUUCCCGCUUGCCGCAGUCACCAUCAUCUCGUCGCCCAUCGAGGCUCAGGACGGGCCGGCCGCCCGCGACGAGCGGCGGACGUCGAGCUCGGCUGGCCCCGCACCGGGCGCUGCCGGUGACGACGCCGAAGACGAGCCUGUGUUGGAAGCCAAUGGCGAGCGGCCAGAGAUCGACGUCUGCAAGUCCUAUUUGGACGAGGGCUGGGUCUCCGCCGAGGUCUUCCGCAUGGUCUCGGACCAGGUGGCUGUUGCGCUCGGACCGGGCGCCGAGUCGAGUGACCCGGCUCAGCACGAGUCGAUGUACGAGGCCGGGCUUGUGGCGUGGGACACAGCUGUUCGUACGCUGCGAGCCGAGGCCAACCCGCUCAUCGACUCGUCGCGCGCCUGCACGCUAACACCUGACGAGGUUGCGGCGAUCGACGGGCUGGCCCGGAUUGGCGUUCUCUCCAAGUGUGGCGGACGGGUCAAGUCAUGGCGCAAGCGGUUCUUUGUCAUGCAAGAGCUCACGCUGUACUACUUUCGGUCGGAGGAGGCGUGGCGCGAUGGUGCCGAGCCGCAGGGCUCGAUUCCGGUCGCCGAGUACGAACAGGUCGGCCUCCUUGCCGACAACGAGAUGGUCAACGGGUUUAUGAUCACCCGCUGUGACUCGCGCACUUACUUUCUCGCGGCGCUCACUCCAGUCGAUCGCGACGCCUGGGUCCAUGCCUUCCAGAUUAUCGGCCUCAAACUGGUCUCGCCUGGCCGGCUGCACCUCGCGGAGGCGUCAGAUCUCGACUCGGAUGGCGAGGCGGCAGCACCGGCGCCGUCGCCGGCCCGGUCGCGUGGCUCGUCCAUCUGGCGCUCGGACGCGUCGUACAAGCGCAAGAACACCGGCCGCCGCCGCUCGGUCUCGCUGCAGAACAGAGUCGGCUGGCUCUACAAGCGUGGCGGCAUGCGCAAGAACUGGAAGCGCCGCUACUUUGUGCUGCAGGAAGGCGAACUGGCGUACUACGAGGCCAAGGUCCUUGUCCGUCCGCUCAAAGUCAUCAACCUCCGCGAGUACUACGAAGUCGACUUUGCCGAGUCCGAGUCGAAGCGCGCCCGAUUUGGCUUUAAGAUCACCGGCGAUGGGCUUCGGACCUUUGUCUUUGCCGCCGCCACCGAGGAGAUCCGCGCCCAGUGGGUGAUGGCCUUUCACCAGGUCGGCCUUGUCCGUGCCUACAGUGUUGUCAACUCGCCGAACCCACUCUAUGCUGUCCGCGCACGCUCAGUCUCAUUGCACGAGCCCGCGCGCAAGCUCUCGGACGUGGCCGAGGUUGCAGCACCAUCAGCCGCCGCCGCCAUCUCUGGUGUCCGGCCAGGUCGCUCUGCUACAACCUCCUCGCGUCCAUCGUCGCUUGCCUCGGGCGGCUCGGGUGAUCUCUCGCACGCCGACCACGUUCACGCCGACGAUGGCGACGAUGCGUCUGAAGUCUCGUCGAGCUCGUCGACUGACGAGCCUGACGACGAUCUUGACGCCGGAGAGCCCGACGACAGCGACUCGAGCUCGGGGCAGUAA
Thecamonas trahens ATCC 50062 is the source of this 2466-nucleotide messenger RNA. RefSeq lists its product as uncharacterized. The transcript is spliced from 2 exons. Gene Ontology annotation, molecular function: protein binding. Lineage: Eukaryota; Apusomonadida; Apusomonadidae. The record is from RefSeq and is a predicted model, not a curated record. The coding region runs from base 1 to 2466 and encodes 821 amino acids.